Messenger RNA from Eleginops maclovinus (Patagonian blennie), 7131 nucleotides. RefSeq lists its product as uncharacterized. The record is from RefSeq and is a predicted model, not a curated record. NCBI's taxonomy places the organism in Eukaryota, Metazoa, Chordata, Actinopteri, Perciformes, Eleginopidae. Gene Ontology annotation, molecular function: guanyl-nucleotide exchange factor activity. Bases 150 to 5387 code for a protein of 1745 amino acids. The transcript has 23 exons.
GCUGGGGAGAGAAAAGCCUUGGGACCUGUUGAUACCACUGCAAUGACUUUCAGCACUUACACAGAGGAUUGUACAUUGGUGGAUGCGACCGCUUGGAAUUGAUGUCACUUGUCUCUUUACUUAAGUUUGGUGCUUCGUCUGGUGCCUAAAUGCUGUCACUGGGCAAAAUGCACUCCAGAGCCAAGUCUCGGAGUUGUGACAACUACCUGAGUAUUAAGGACACUGAGUCUUUGGACAGCUGUAUCCAGAGCACCUUGUCAGCCCUUUACCGCCCCUUCAGUGCCACCGCUGCCACCGUCCUGUGGCAGCUCUUCAGUGUGGUGGAAAGGCAGUACCGGGGAGACGGCCUCCGCUGCCUCAUUGACUUCUUGCUUCCUGCCAAGAGGAUCUUGCAAAUCAUACAACAAGAAACCUCUGUGAGGUUCAAAGGAUUGCUCUUCUAUCAUGAGGGGUGGCCUCUCUGCAUCCACGAGAAAGUCGUCUUGCAGCUUGCCCCCCUGCACAAAGUGCGACUAAAGCAAGGAGACUUCUACUUACAGAUUGUCCCUUUAGGCCGCAAGACUGCCAAGCUUGUAAUAAAAUGUCUGUCGGUCACUGGGCAGGCCAUUACAGAGGUACCCAUCGCAGAGAGCAUGUAUGGCAGCGUCUUCACAGCUGAGUUCUUGCAGAAUGUAACACGGGACCGAAACCUGCACCCACUACAGAACUGUCUGCUCACCACUGGUACAGCUGUGUUCAGGACGCCGUGGAAGAACGUGGUCAACCCUCUGUUCGUCAGCAGCACGGCAGACGCCAUCAUGCAGGCGCACUGCAGCAGAGGUGGCUUCCGUGGUCAUCUCAGCACCUGCAGCACCAGUGGAUCCACAGGGACUCUGGACAGCCACCGCAGCUCCAGAGAGUCGCUGCACUCUCAGGGAGCUGACUCCAUCUUCUCUGAGCCAAACUCACCAAACAGACCCCACAUGGACCCUAGCAGUGGGAACCACAGUGACAGUGCGCCGGACACUGCUACACCCAUUAUUAAAAUGGAAAGACCCACUGAAGAGUGUGGGAUAGGGAGCGACGAUAGCAGUGGGCGGGGAUCCAAGCUGCUGUCUUUUAGUACAGACCUCAGUAACCCAGGCCCUUGCCGUCGCCUCCCAAGGGACUCUGUUCAAUUUGAGAGUCGAAGACUUUUCAGGAAAUCUUACAUGGAGGCCCUGCAGAACCCCAUGAGUCUCGGGUCCAGCUCUGAAUCCAUACUGGAGGAAAGCUCAGAGCAUAGUGCUGGCUUAAGAGAGAGUACAUUGACACCAGGCAGCAGCCCAGACCCCCGGACCUCCUCCAGAGAACACUUAUCUCGGAGGUUGGGCAGCCGGAGCUGGCUCGGUGGUGAUGACUCCAGGCCCAGCACACCUUUACUUUACUUACAGAGGGGCCUGAGGAGCGCAGAGAGACGAGCGGAAAGACGCUCAAAGUCCCUGGAGAGGACUAACAAAGCUGGUCAGGUUAAAGGCCACAGAGAGCGAUCCUCUUCUGGAGGCGCAGCUGGAACCUCCCCCAAAAAGCUGAUGAAUGGCUACGCUCUUCGCUUUGGGAAGCUGGACCUUGAAGCAGCUUUGCCUGGUUCUGAGAGAAGAAGCAGCAAAGACGACUCAGGACAGCGUGAUGACACCAUCAGCACUGAGAGCAGGCGGCACAGGCAUAGCAGAGAAGAGUUGCACAGUCCUAAAGCUGCCAAUGGGACAACACUCAGGCGGCCUUCAGCGUCAGGCUCAACCUAUGAGAGUUUCUCAGCACUUCCUAAACUGGUGUCAGAGGUCAACCAAGAGCUGCUCACAUCGGGUGCUGUGAUCCUGCCAGGAACUCGAGAUCGCAGUGGGAGGGCUGUGCUGCAGGUGUGCACCAGAGCUCAGGUGUGGGCAGGUGAGAGUUGCACGGUCAGUGACCUCACCUGUUUACUGGGCUACUACUACUCCACGCUGCGGAAAGAAAGGCGUGAUCAAGGAUUAACUGUUGUAAUAGACAGCAGGAGGCAGCAGCCUGUUCCAGCUCUGUUGUCAUCUCUGUCUGAAUUACAGGCGUUAGCACCAAAUGCACUUUACACUGUUCUCUUCCUGGUGGACAAGGAGACAGCAGCCAAACCCGAGAGAGACAUGGAUGUACAGACUGAAACACUGUCGUCUCUGAAAGCCCUGCUGAAGCACAUCGAUCAUACCCAGUUCACAAGAGAGCUGGAGGGUAACUUCCACUACGACCACAAGCACUGGAUUCACUUCAGACAGAAAAUCGACACAUUUGCCAGCAGUUGUAGCGCAGCCAUCUCCUCGCUUCAGGGGUCCAUCAGCACCCUGAGCAACAGCGGCAACCUGAAGACAUCUAAGGAGGUUUCUGAGGUGAUGGAACAGCAGAAGACCCUCAUGAAGUGUGUACUCGAUGACACCCGUCUAAACAGACUGCGCUUAGAAGGAGGAACUGUCCUCGCCCGCAUCAGGAAGGAAGAGGCCUCUGAGAAUGAAAACUACAGAGAUGCUGUAGACAUGUUGAAUGCACUGUACAACCAGGUAGAUGAAGAAGUCCAUAAGCUUGUGAUCCUCUCCAACAAGUCUCAGAAACAGUUAGAGAGCCUGCUGGAGGUGCGCACUUUUGAGGAGCAAACACAACAGAUCAAACUCUGGUUCAGUGUAGAGGGGGAGAAGCAGCUCACUCCUUUGGAAUCAAUCACUCUGUCUGUGGCCAAAGUUAAGGAGCUGAGAGAGAGCUUGGAACCGUUUCUGGAGGAGUCAGUGCACCAGCAGAGGCAUGGUCUGCAGCUGGUCAAGGACUCUCCGGAGUCUCUCGAAGGUUCAGCUCUGCUCGACUUCAAGCAACAUCUGGGCUCCAUCCUCAGCAGAGUGGAGAGAAGGAAGACCCAGCUAGACAUCCUAACCAACCUGUAUGACUUCUAUGACACUGCAAACCAAUGGAUCGAGCACUGCCAGGAUUAUUUCCAUCAGUUGAAUCUGGACGCUACAGGUGCCGGAUUUUCGCCACCUGUGGUAAAGAUCCUGCAGGAUUACUACACCGAGGCGUCCAAGUUCUCCAUGGACAACUUCAGCAUCCUCAACGACAUGGUGCUCUCCCUGGAGAGUCCCCUGCAGCUUCAGCAGUGGACCACCGUGUGGCACAAGUGUCAGCAGACCAAGCAGCAGCUAGAAGAGACUUUGGCUCGAGCCAUGACUCACACUCCGAACACCACGGCUGUUGACAUAGAGGCUUCUUUAAAGACUCCAGAAAGCCCGAUUUCCUCCACAGAACAUCAUGGAGUGAAAGCGUGUGUUCUUUUCCCUGUUUCACCAUUAACUUUUGAGGACAAGCCCAACUCUGCUGGGCCUUUCUCCAAGAGCCCAAGCAGUUCAAUCUCCUCCUCACAUUUCACAUUCUCCCCCGACCAAGACAGCAAACUCAGGCAGAGUCCGUCCUUGUUUGACGACACAGACAGCGACUGCACCAUCGACUCGACAAUAUCUUGCCACUCCGAGCCCGUCUACUCUGGGACGUCCCGCCUCCGCAAGCAGCCAAUGAAGAAGAUCAUGAAGAAGACGAUGAGCUAUGAGUUGACCCCGAGGGACAGCAGUCAUCACUCGGACGUCAGCCACAUUCAUGGCUACACGGGUGUGUACAUAAAGGGUUUGGAGGUGGCUAAUAACGUGUCUGCGGAGAAGAAGCUGCAGAGACCUGAUGUAAUGAGCCCCGCAUUGGGACGCAGCCGCAGCAUGUCUACGCCCUCCAGGAUCAACAGCGGAUGCACUGAGGGAGAGGGCAAGAAACAGAGCAGUAAAGUGCAGCACAUCAUGGACGAGAUGAUCACCACAGAGCGGGAGUACGUCCGCUCGCUCAGUUACAUCAUUGAGCACUAUUUCCCCGAGAUGGAGCGCCCGGAUUUGCCCCAGGACUUGCGGGGGAAGCGCAGCAUCAUUUUCGGGAACGUGGAGAAAUUGUGGGACUUCCACAGCCAGUACUUCCUGAAGGAGUUGGAGUCAUGCGCCCACUCCCCGCUGUCCAUCAGUAGCUGCUUUCUCAGACACGAAGAUCAGUUUGGAAUGUAUGCUCUGUACAGCAAGAAUAAGCCUCAGUCCGACACUCUGCUCAGCAGCCAUGGGAACGAAUUCUUUAAGAAUAUGCAGAUGGAGCUCGGGGACAAGAUGGACCUGGCCUCCUACCUGCUGAAGCCCAUCCAGAGGAUGAGUAAAUAUGCGCUGUUGCUGAAAGACCUGAACAAGGAGUGCAGUCAGUCCCAGGAGCAAGAGCUGAGCGACCUCCGCACCGCAGAGGAGAUGGUCAAGUUUCAGCUUCGCCAUGGCAACGACCUGCUGGCGAUGGAUGCCAUUCGUGGAUGUGAUGUGAACCUAAAAGAGCAGGGUCAACUCCGCUGCCAGGAUGAGUUCAUAGUCUGGUGUGGACGGAGGAAAUACCUCCGCCACGUCUUCUUGUUUGAAGACCUUAUCCUGUUCAGCAAGACCAAGAAGAUCGAAGGAGGAUAUGACUUUUACAUCUAUAAACAGUCCUUCAAAACAGCAGAGAUAGGUAUGACUGAAAAUGUUGGCGACAGCGGCCUACGCUUUGAGAUUUGGUUCCGUCGGAGGAAGUCACAGGACACGUUCAUACUGCAAGCCAGCUCCGCAGAGGUCAAGGCUGUGUGGACAGCCAUCAUAGGGAAGAUCCUGUGGAGGCAGGCGCUCAGAAACAGAGAGUUGCGCAUGCAGGAGAUGGUUUCCAUGGGAAUUGGAAGCAAGCCUUUUAUGGACAUCAAGCCGAGUGAUGCAGCUAUCAGUGACAGAGCCAUUGACUAUUUCAUGAAGGGGUCAGAGUCCAGGACUAGGGCAUCCAUCGCGGUGUCUUCGUUUGAACACGCCACUUCGUUCAAGAGACCUCACUCCACCAUCUCCAACAGCAGCACCUCCUCCUCCAGCAGUCAGUCGUCCUCCUCCCUGAUGGGCCCGCUCAAUCUCCAUCUUUACUCCUCACCCUCUCACCCGCACACACACCCACACCUGGUGACCAGCGUUCCCUCCUUUGCCCAGUGGCCCUACGACUGCAUAGAGGAAGAUGAGCUGGAGCAGGACACCGGGAGCCAGCCCUCCAUGAUCACUGAGAGCUCGGAGACCUCGUCCCAGUGUACCUCCAGUGACAGUGUGACAGGGCUGAGCACCCUCACUAUACCCGGGCACCCCAACCUCAGCAUGGACUCCUAUAACAACAACAACAACAGUGGGACCCCACCUUUCCUGUGCGCCUCAAGCCCUCCCUCCUCCAUCACCUCUCCUUCCAUAUUCCAGAAAGAGGAUGACCUCCAACCCCAGGGCACCAAGUUCAUCACAGCAAGCAAGACCUCUCAUAUAACAGUAGGCCUCUCUACUGUGGUCUGACUCAGAGCUGAGGGGUUUUAGCUCCGUAAGUAACCGAUGUCACCGGAGCGGACACUUGUGUUGUUCCCUUCCAAGCCUCAUUAACAACUGUAAGGAACCCGACUGGCUACUAAUCUGUGUGAAAACGUGCAUGGCACUGUGUCCUGAGGGAUCUCCCUGAUGGGUGGUUUGUUUUGGAAACUCCUGUCUCUUUUUCAUCCUCUCUUUUCCUUCUGUGCGUCCGUUUGACAUGAGGGAGAAAUUUGUGUAAUGAACUUUGUUAUCAAGAGUUUUAUGUAUGUUUGAACACACGCAUGCUCUGUUACCACCUUUGUUUUGGGGCUUUGGAAUGCAUUUGUGCUUUUUUUGUUUUUUAUCUGAUUAAUUAGUUUUUUUAUUAUUUGUGUAAAAUGUGUAUUGUAUUUAAUUCAAAAGAAGAAAAUAUACACUAAAAGACUUCAUACAUAAAAUAUUACAAUGCAAAUAUCAGCAUUACAAUUAACGCCCUGGAGGUUGUAGGAAAUAAAGUUAAUCCUUCAGUGGUUAAAGUAAUUAGUAAUCAGUGUGAUUUCCUUUGUAAAUUGAGUGAACUUGUCAUAAAAACCUCUGCUUGGACUGAUAUCAAUGUUGUUGACUUAAACAUUUUUAAUUCAAUAAGAAAAAAAACAAUUAUAUUCUGAAUUUCUGAAUUUUAGCUUGUUGAAUCAAAGUAGUCCUAAAUAGUUACAUAUGUGACCAUUUGUUUUGAAAAAGGUUUAAGUAUUUUUUUAAAUAUAUUUAGAUAUGCUUCACCCAAAUAUCCCCUGCUGCAUAUUUUAGUGUUUCUUUUAAUGAACAUACUCUGUUCAUUCUGCUCCAUUCAGUGGUCAAAGAAAUGUGUCAGCGUGAUUUAAUUUGUAUAAAGCACAGUAAUCUAUUCAUCAACAGUUCAGUUUAAAGUAAGAUCAAUGCAAUGGACUCAAACUGUUUAAAUAAGUAGGAAAAACCUUAGAUGUAUAUUAUAAUGUAUUCUCAAGUAAAAUCAUUCAAAAUGCAUAAUGUGUAGACGAAAUGUUUUUCUAAAUAUGUUUUCUUGUGUUUUCCUUUUCUCUCUGUAGCUGUGAAGUCCUCAAGCUGAAUACUACUGACGUCUCAGUGGUUUGCUUAUCAGGACAAGGAGAUGGAGACAAGAGGAGUCCAGCUUCAAAGCACUAAAGGAUGAAGCUCAACUAUUUUAUGACAUUUCAUUGUAAUUCACUGUAUAUUGGAUAUUUUGACACUUAGUAUACAAUACCAUGAUGGUACUUAAAUGGUCUGUACAUUUGUUUUAAAAAACUAGGUAAUAAUCCAUGUUUAUAUUGUAGAUGUGUUUUACAAAAAAAAAUAGCAGGCAGAUCAAUGUUUAACUGUCAUGUUUCUUUUAUUUUGUUGCCAGUCCUUUGUAAUGAAACGUUUGUACAGGUGAUUAAAAUGUUUAAAAACAUAACGUUGUAUUUCUGUCUUUACAGCAGUUAAGUUUGACACUUUUUGCGUAUUUCUCGCAUACCCGCAUAACCUUUGAUUGGUAAAGCUUUCUGUGUGUGAAACCAGCUGGAAGUGUAUACGCAUCUGAAAAAAAAACCUUGCAGAUAUUUCCACUGAUACUAAAGCAUGAGUGUCAAACCACACACAGAGACCUUUGCAUAUAGAUCAUUAUUACCGUUGCACAGAGAGACGAAGGAUGAGGAGGGUUUUUUUCUUCACAUGAGAGAGCUUACAUUCAUUUACCACAAUUUCUGUGUCCUCG